UUUUUGUUCAUAACUCUAUUUUUUUAUUCUAAAAUAAAGUAAUGUCGGAUUAAAUUCAAACUCUAUUAUAGAAUUACUCUGUUUUUGACUAAAAAUUAGAAUAAACUAAAAAUUAGAAUAAAUCAUUGAAGAUUAUCUUGAUACGCUAGUUUUGUGUAAAGACUGAACCGAACCGGUCCUUUAACCAGAAAAAAAAACUAAUAAGAAGGUUACGUGGAGGGGGGGAUUAUGAUCUGUAUGCCUUUGGGGAGUAAUUACAGCUUGUAAAAAUCGAAAUCUAUUAUUUUCCCCAAAAUUUCUCCCUAAUCUUUAUCUCUCUCUCACUUCCCCAGAUUUAGCCCUAAGCCGUUACUUCUCUUUCUCUGCAUUUUCCCGGAAAAAAAUUACCAAAGUUUUCUCUGUAUGGUCAAUUGUUCUUCAAUAGACCUUCCUUCCUUCUCUCUAUUUCCUCCAGAAACACCAAAUCGGCGUCUCCUUCCCGUGUUGACCAGAUCUCUUCUUCUAUCAAUCUGAUGCUACAAUCGGAAGACGCCAAUUCCACCAUGCGCUGAGAGAUGCCAAAGGAAUAAACUCCUUUUUUUUUUUAAUCUUUUAGUUUUUUCUUGAUCUGGAUCGACGUCAAUGGGGUUUUUGAAUAUCGUUUUACUCGUGGCGAUGAUUCUCAGUUUCCAUACCUUCCUCCUUGCUCAAUCACAACAACAAGAUCAAGAUCAAGAUCGACGCCAAUCUCAAUCCUCUCCUCCUCCUCCGCAUUCAUUUUGGGAGUCGCAAUCUGCUCCUCCACCGACUCCUCAGCUCAAUACCCCUCCUCCUCCUCAAUCCAGCGUUGUCAUUAUGUCUCCUCCGCCACCACCCUCACCCUCACCUCCUCCUCCUCCGCCGCCUCCACCAUCUCCAUCACCUCCUCCGCCUCCUCCUCCUCCUAAUUCUCCACCUCCUCCUCCGAGUGAGCUAGCUUCUCCCCCGCAGUCUCAUAGAAACAAACCACGGAGGUUACGGCCGCCUCCUCCACCUCUACGGACCUUCAAUCAGUCGGAGAAAAGCGGCCUGUUAAACACCGGGAAGAUCGUCGGUCUGGUGUUCGCCGGGAUCGCAGCAUUGCUGCAGAUUUGCGUCGUAGCUUUCUUGGUCUUCAAGAGAAAUCAACUCCUAAGGAUGACACAUACUUAUUGAUUUGGGGGAAAAUAUAUAUAUAUAUAUAUAUAUUUAAUUGAAUUUUCAUUCAUCGCCGGGAAAAAAAACACACUUUUUUGAGAGACGAUAAGGAAGAUUGAUUAUAAUCGCACGAUGAUGUUUUCCUCUUUAUUUGGAUCAACAAACAAUUCAUCAUAGCCUUUUUCCUCUGUAAAUGGUUACAUUUCUUGUUUUUGACUAUUCUUUUCAUUUGUAUUCAUCUUUUAAGGUUGUGUAGUUUUUUUCAUUUUACAUGCCCUAAGACAAGAUUCUAACUAAACAGUCAAACACAACAGCGGUGGAGUGUAAGAGAGAAUUGCUCUCUCAAGUUCAUGUCUAAUUGUUUUUUUUUUAUAGCGA
Messenger RNA from Brassica napus (rape), 1533 nucleotides. RefSeq names its product protein TRACHEARY ELEMENT DIFFERENTIATION-RELATED 7A-like. Lineage: Eukaryota; Viridiplantae; Streptophyta; Magnoliopsida; Brassicales; Brassicaceae. The record is from RefSeq and is a predicted model, not a curated record. The transcript has a single exon. Bases 622 to 1173 code for a protein of 183 amino acids.